AUGGGCGCCGCGGACAAGCCGGCGCGGUCGGCGCCACGGCCGUUUACGCACUGGAAGCCUGGGCGUGUUGACGCGCUGCGCGUCUUCCUGCUGUCAGAGAGCUUCCAGGGCGCGGUGCAGCUGACCUGCGGCCUCCUGUUCGUGUCCCUCUUCGUCCUGGUCGACGCCCUGCGCUUCCCCGGGGCCUGCGUGGCGGUACUGCUUUACAUCGUUGUGUCUGUCGUGGCCGCGCCCGACAACAACGUGGGCACGCGUAUCUUCCUGUGCGGCUUCAUGAUCGGGCCCAUGUGGAUCGCCCUCAUCACCGGCGGCCUCGUGGGCACUUUUGCCAAGCUCGCGCCCACCCCGCUGGGCCACCUGCUCAUCCUCGCCACCCUCGGCCCCCUGGUCCUCAUCCCGUUCGCCGCCAACCGCGUCGGCGUCGGCCACCCGUUCCUCUGGGCGAUGGGCAUGGUGUCGGCCCUGUACGUGGGGCUGCCCAUCGUGGCCGGCUGGCCCUUUCAGGACGUGCAGCAGUUCUGGACGCGAUCUGUGGCGCUGGUGUUCCUGGCGGCGCUGAUAGCCAUGUUUGCGGGGUCGGUGCUGUCGAUGGUGGUGCUGCCCUCACUCGCGUCACACAAGCUCGAGGACGAGGUCAGCCUGGCGCUGCGGUCCCUGGGCCACCACCUCACCUCGGUCGCAUCCCACCUGCUGCGCCGCGAGGGCGGCGGCGGCGCGCUGCUGCCGCUGCCGGGGCACAUGCAGGGCAUGCAUCCGCUGCUGCUGGGGCCGAGAGAUGUGCCGGGCAGUGCCCUGGUGCCGGGGCUGGUGGACAAAGAGGCGCUGGGGCUGUUCAACGCCAACGAGGUGUACGUCGCGCUGAUGGACUGGUUUGAGCACAUGAGCCGGCCGCCAGAGGACGCCGCCGCCCGCAGCAAGAGCCUGGCGUCGUGCCUGGCGGCGCGGCGCAGCUCGGGGUCCUUCAGCAGCACGCGCGCCAAGAGCACCUUCUACGGCGCAGACCCAGCGAGCCAAGCCGCCGCAGUGGCUGCCGCCGUCAUCGACGCCGCCGACGACUGGGACGGCCUCGGAGACUCCGACGGCGCCCUGCUCUUCGGCCUCUCCAAGGAUGGCGGCGGCGAGGGCGAGGCCGAGGGCGAGGGCGGCCACGGCGGCUCCCAAGGGUGGCGGCACACGCGGGCGGCCAGCCAGCCGCGCGGCCUGCGCCUGGGCUCGAGCGCCGCCGCGACGUCCACCAUCGCCGCGCGCGCAAAGGCGGCCGCAUCAGCGCCGCCGGCGCCGCGGCCGGCGCCGCGCGGCGGCUCCGUGGCGGGCGACAGGCUGGCUGAGGCGGCGGGCGCCGUCUCGCCGGCGCCCAGCAUCGCAGACGUGAGGCAGCUGCUCGCCCAUUCAAACCAGCUCUUAGACGCCGCCGCCACAGAGCCUCAGUGGCUGCGCGGCUGCUCUCGGCGGUUCGAUCGCGCCGCGUGGGCCAAGGUCAUCGCCGCGGGCCAGCUGCUGGCGCUCAGGCUGAGCGCCCUGGACCUGGUGCAGCGAGACCACGCCGCCCUGCUGGACGAGUCGCCCGAUUUCCCGGUGAUGCCCGAAUACGAGGCGCUGGUGCAGGGGCUGUACGCGUCGGCAGCGGCGGCGCUGGCGCUGGUGGCGCGGCAGCUGGCCGACAGGGACGAUGCGGGGGCGGAGUGCGUCGCGAUGAGAGACGUCCUGCAGCGCGAGGAGUGGCGCGGCGCGCGCGAGCGCCACGCUGACCUGGUGGAGGCGGCCCUGAUCCGCUACUGGCGCAUCAUCCACGACGCCACGCCAGAGGCGCCCGUCACGCUGCCGCGCGCGCACUGGGUGCGGCGCUGGAUGUUUUUCCAGCUGGCCACGCGCGGGGUGGCCGACGCCGUCGACGGACUGGUGGAGGCGGCCGCCGCCGCCGUCGCGGGGCCGCGCGCCUGCCGUCACUGCGGCUGCUGCGGUCUGCCUGGCGGCGGGGCGCAGGCGCCGGCGCGGGCGAAGCAGGACGGGGCGACGUCAAAUAAGGCGACUGAUAUAGAUGUGGAGGCAGGGCGGGCAGCAGCAGGCCUGAACGGGAGCCCCGGCCCUGCCAACGGCGCGCCGCCACUGACGCACAAGGCGGGCGAUCCAGUCCAGGGUCCGCGCGCCGCCGCCGAGGCGGGGCCGUCGCGUGCCGAGAGGGCGGCGGCCGCGCUGCAGGGGUUUGCGCGGCGGCACACUGCGUGGCUGCGGCCGUGGCUGCCGCUGGCGCUCAACGUGGAGCAGUACAGGAGCCUCAGAAAGACCUUUGGCACAGAUUUGCCUGCCGCCCUCAGCAGCAAGCAGGCUUUCCUGCGGCAAAUCAAGGGGCGCCGCUUCAUCGCAGGUGUGAAGUACUGGUUUGUCAUCAGCACCGUGCUGGUGGCGCUGCUGCUGGUUCAGUACCACAUCCCCUCGGCAUACAGGCGCGCCUUUUUGCCUCCCUCCAGCGCUGGCGCGUACGCCCCCAAUUUCGGCUACUCUGCGGCUGCGGUCGGCAUGGCGGACCGUGUUGAGGCCACAGUCUUCAAGGUGGUCAUCUGGGUCGGCAGCGCCGUCGUCGGCGCCGCCGUCGGCUGGGCCCUCAUGUCCCACGCCGCACUUGCCGAGAACGCCCUCGCCCUCGCCGCCGUGAUCUGCGCCGUCGCCUUUUGCGUCGGCUGCCUCGGACGAUCGAGGAACACCCUCGUCACGCUCUACACGCUGAUGACGAUCGCCUCGGUCGUGCUCUGCCAGUUCACGCCCUGCUGCACGGGCCACACGGGGUCGACCACGAUGGCCAUCGUGCGCGGCGGCGCGGUCGCGGCGGCGGCGCUGUGGGCGGUCGCGGUGCAGAACCUCGUGUUCCCCUGGUACACGAGCGCCUGGGCCCUGGAGCAGCUGGCUGCGGUGUACAAGGAGGCCGCAGACCUGCUGGCGGAUCUGGUUGUUGAGCUUUACGAGGAAACCGACGCGCUGACGAGGCGCGAGGCGGCGCCCGGCGCCGGCGCCGGCGGCGGCGGGGAGGCGGAAGGCGACGGAAGCGGGCAGGCGGCCGGCGGCGGGGGCGAGGCGGCGGGCGCGGUGGGGACGGCGAGCGGCAGGGUGCUCAUGUUGAACGAGGCGGUGCGGCGAAUGCAGCGCCAGCUGGCGGAGCGCGCGGCGCAUGAGCGGGGGCCCGGCGCCUCGGGCGCGGCGCCGCGCCCGCCGCCCUCGUCCGCUAAUGACAGCGAAGCCCCGCCGCCGCAGCAGCCGCGGGAGCACGGGGUCAGGUUCGCCGCCGCCGCGACCGCGGCCGCGAGCGACGACGGCGGCGGCAGCGUGCGCGCGGCGCCGGAGGGCGGCGGGCUCAGCUACUAUCCAGCCGCCGGCCCGGCCGCGGCGAGCAAUCUGGAGCGGCUGGCGGCGGUCAAGGUGUCCCUAGUGCUGGACACCACCGCGUGGACGACAGGAAUAUUCGCAACACCCCCGGUUGUGCUGCGCAUGCUGUCGGCCAUGUUUGAUGUGGUGGACGCCCUGGGGGCGCUGCAGCAGGCCAUCAAGGUGCCGGUGGAGGCACUGUCCGGCUCGUGGGACUGGACGCUCAACAAUACGGGACAGCUGUGGGGCCAGCUGCUGCUGGAGGUCAUAGCGCUGGCGGAUGCCACCACGGCCCACGUGACGCAGCCGACCCCUGAGACGGCACAGCGCCUCCUGGGGAAGAUCCAGGACGUCCAGCACAGCCGCUACGAAUACUUUGAGCGCGGCCGCGACCUGCGCCAGCUGAUGCACGCGGCGGUCGCCACAGACGACGCCCUCUACGCCGCCCACAUGGACGCACAGGCAGCUGCCUGGCACCUUCCGGGCCACCUGCGCUACACGGGCUGCGUGUACGCGACCGCCAAGGUGCUGGACCGCAUCACCACUGUGGCGCGCUGCGCGCUGGAGGCGCGCGGGUAG
Messenger RNA from Monoraphidium neglectum, 3936 nucleotides. RefSeq lists its product as hypothetical. The record is from RefSeq and is a predicted model, not a curated record. The transcript has 17 exons. NCBI's taxonomy places the organism in Eukaryota, Viridiplantae, Chlorophyta, Chlorophyceae, Sphaeropleales, Selenastraceae. The coding region runs from base 1 to 3936 and encodes 1311 amino acids.